GCCCUCUUUUACAUUGACGUCAAGAUCUUUACCAAGAUUAGGGUUUCAUUUCUGUAUUGCAGCAAUUAGCCAGGGAAUGUAUAAAAGGCUUCAGGGAAGCAAGCUAGGACUCCAGAGGGAAAGCACUUUGCACCACAGACAGAUAGCGAGAGAGAGGAGGGAGACAGGGACACACAGAGAGAGGGACAGAAAGUUUGUGUACAAAGACCUUAAAAAAAAGUAGCGUUGCACCUGGUAACACUGGUGACACAGAAAUUAGAGGUCUGCUUAGUGCUUAAAUAGCUGAGAGACAAUGGGACAGGAGAGGAAAGUGAACGAUCUCUGCUUAAAUUUCAUAAUUGCAGGGAAGUAGAAGCACAGCUGCCUCUGUCUUUAACGGACUCAAAAGGGCUAUUGGAUAAGGGAAACAUUUUAGUCUCUGAAAAAGAAAAAGCAGCUCAGAGUAGAAUGAAUUUCAUGCUGAGUUCUGGUUUUGACCAGCCUGAGUAUAUUUAAUAAUUUCUGCUGCCGUUGAGAGAAAGAGGCGGGAGGUGGAGGGGGCUGAUGAGUUUUUUAAAAAUGCCUUUCAUUUUAUUUUAUCUUAUUUUUUAAAUGAGUGCUCAGGGCAAAAAAGGGAGCUGAAGGGAACCCGUUGGAGAGCAGCAGCAGGGAAGAUGGGUCUGUUAAGCGUGGAUUUGCUGAUCGCGCUUCAGAUCUUGCCGGUUUUUUUCUCCAAUUGCCUCUUUCUUGCACUCUACGACUCUGUGAUCCUCCUGAAGCACAUGGUGCUGCUCCUGAGUCGCUCUAAGGCGGCGCGUGGCGAGUGGAGAAGAAUGCUGACCUCGGAGGGACUACGCUGCGUCUGGAAUAGCUUCCUCCUAGAUGCCUACAAACAGGUGAAAUUGGGAGGAGAAGCCCCAAACUCCAAUGUGAUCCACAUAGCUAAUGGCAGCAGCAGCAGCAGUAGCAGAAGGAAAAGUGUUGGCGGGAAAUAUGGAACCAAGUGCCACCUCCUUGACUUUGCCAAUUCAGAGCGCCCGCUGGUGGUUAACUUUGGUUCAGCCACCUGACCCCCAUUCACGAGCCAGCUGUCGGCCUUUGGCAAGCUGGUGGAGGAGUUCUCAGGUGUGGCCGAUUUCCUGUUGGUCUACAUCGAUGAGGCUCACCCAUCGGAUGGCUGGGCUGCCCCUGGGAUCUCCCCCUCCUCAUUUGAGGUGAGGAAGCACAGGAACCAGGAAGACCGAUGUGCUGCUGCUAACCAGCUCCUGGAGCGGUUUUCCUUGCCACCCCAGUGCCAAGUGGUAGCUGACUGCAUGGACAAUAAUGCCAAUGUGGCCUAUGGGGUCUCCUUUGAACGAGUGUGCAUCGUGCAGAGACAGAAAAUUGCCUACCUGGGGGGCAAGGGCCCCUUUUUCUACAACCUCCAGGAAGUCCGGCUUUGGCUGGAGCAAAACUUCAGCAAGAGAUGAAAUCCAGUCUAAGUUGAACAAAGUGUGUCAAGAGCCUUGUCCCUUUAAAGUGAUAUAAAAGGGAAAAAAAACACACUGUUUUACAAUAGGUCUUUUGGGGCCUGUUGCAGGAGAACAGGUUCAAUAAUAAGGUCAAAUGAAUGCAAGCCAGGAAAAAAACAAAAAAAAAACCCAAGCACAUAAAAAGAGAAUUGUGUGAGACAAUCCUACUCCUGUCUUCUUAACAGGGCAGAAAAGGCCACUGUGAAAAGUGCUGCUGCUGCGCAUGAAAGGUGGUGGGAUGAGAUUUCUCACCCAUCCUUUUAACAACAUGUUGACUUUAGGUUCAGAAGAAAGCAUUGCUUCCUGGAAGGCGAUUCUGCGGAGAGGCAACCUCAUGUAUUUGAUCAGGGACAUCUCACUUUUCCAUUGAGGCCUGUGUAGGCAACUUGCCAGCAACCUGGGACCUUCAAUUAAUUUGCAUAAAAUGGAGUGGAUUAUGACUGCCUUCCUGUUUUGAUAGAGAUGUAUGACCCAGCAGAGACUACAAGAUCCACCAUGCAGUGCAAACUGGCUGCUCAGUUCAAGAUGAAACAUUGUAUGUGGAUUUUGGUACUCUCUACAGGCAGCCUCUCUGCAUUGUGUGUGUGUACAGUACGCACACAUACACACACACACAAACACACACACACACUCUUAGGCUUCUGUAUGUUAACAAUUAAAUUGGCAGCAGGCCACACCAUAGAACUCCAUAGGCUGCAUUUGGCUCUCAGGCUACACCUUGGUCACCACUGUGAGACAGAGAAGGAGAGAGAGAGAGAGUGAAGAAAAGCAGUGAUGGGCGGGCGGGAGAGGGAGAAGGAUACAGAUGAAAGAGUCUGCAAGAUCCUAAGAUCAAAGGAGUGAGGGAGAAAGAAACAGAGAUUGUAUAAUAAAACUAUAACUUUUCACUUUGAAAAUUCAGAAAGUGGGAUUAUUUGUCACCAACACACACAGAUAUACACACACAGCGAAGAGUUCAGCUGAUGCCAGCCUUCAAUAUGUGGGACUGAAAAGAUGUAUUCAUUGCUGCUUUUUACUUUUUCUUUCUUAAAGAGAAACAGCAGAGAGAGAGAGAGAGAGAGA
Messenger RNA from Chrysemys picta bellii (western painted turtle), 2552 nucleotides. It is a transcript of the gene DIO2, whose product is annotated as iodothyronine deiodinase 2. Gene Ontology annotation, biological process: thyroid hormone metabolic process. Lineage: Eukaryota; Metazoa; Chordata; Testudines; Emydidae. The record is from RefSeq and is a predicted model, not a curated record. Gene Ontology annotation, molecular function: thyroxine 5'-deiodinase activity.